Vicia faba (fava bean) is the source of this 753-nucleotide messenger RNA. NCBI's taxonomy places the organism in Eukaryota, Viridiplantae, Streptophyta, Magnoliopsida, Fabales, Fabaceae. The record is from the annotation of a GenBank genome assembly.
AUGGAAGAUGUAUGGGAAACAUGGAUUUCUUCUUUGGAAAUGGAUAUUGGUCACUCAUUGGAUGAAGACAAGUUUGACAUAGAGAAUGUGCAACAACCAAGUUUCUCUUUUGAGGGUUCUAAUAAUGUCAAAUCUUCAAUUCAUAGUAUUAGCUCAAAUUGUCUCAUUUCUCAAGAACAUUAUGAUGCUAAUUCAAAACAAACACCAUCUCAACACCUUCUGCCUUUUGAAAACUCAUGUGUGAAACCUUCUCCUAAUAGUGCCAUUGCUACAUGUUCUUCCAUCAUGGACCCAAAAACAACAACAUUGAAUCACAAUGAGAGCACACUUUCUGCCACCAUUCCUGGAUUGAAGAAGACAGAUAAGGUAUACAUACUAGAAGAAGCUAUCAAAUAUGUGAAACAACUUGAAGAGAAAAUAAAAGAGCUGGACAAUCAAAACAAAAUGAAAAAUAAAUAUUCAGAAAUAUUGAUCAAGAAAUCUCAAGCUUGCACAAAAAAGGAUGAUAUUGAUGAGGAUGAAUAUUAUUUCAAAAAAGAACUACCUAAGGUUAAAGCAAGAGUGAUAAAUAAUGAAAUUAUGGUUGGAAUCCAUUGUGAGAAACAAGAGAAUACUGUGGUUAAAAUAAUGGGGUUGCUUCAAAAUCUUCAUCUAUCACUUGCUAGUAGUAGCAUAUUACCAUUUGGAAAUUCCACUCUUAAGGUUACAAUCAUUGCUCAGAUGAAUGAUAAAUACUGCAUGAACACCACAUAG